AUGUCCGAAAGCCAUACGAUUCCUGUAGCCACAAACGAUGCCGCAUCAAAACCAAAAUGUCUUAGGAUAUCCGGUAUUCCAGAUUCCUGGAGCGAAGACGAUCUCCGUUGGUGUUUGAAGACACUUGAUCCCAACCUCCGCGGCAAUGACUUCAAACUCUCGCUUUAUCCAGCUUGUCACGGAUCCGGACAAGUUUGCACGUUGAACUUAUCCCAGUGCACAGAAUAUUUUCAACAAGUUGUACCUUACAAACCGUUCUUCGCCUCUGUGCAAGGUCAAGAUUUCUCGAUCGAUUGCGACUUCAACGGCUUGACGCCCCUCAAUACUCCACCAAAGGAGAUCCUCGCUGACAUCGUUGCUGUUACUGGACUCGCUGGGCACCCGUACGGAUCCUGGAAGAAUCGUCAAAGUCAGCGAAUGUGGCUCCAAGAUUUCCUCCCCAGAGAUCUUCCCGGAGUCCGAAUCAUGACGUUUGGAUAUGGUAGUAGAAUAGAGGCCAACAAAGGAAUGAGCCGCAUGUUGGACUAUGCUCGUUUUUUUGUGGAUCGACUGUACAUUGCAAGGUCUUCCAAAUCGGUAUGGUUAGUUGCGAUUCUUCUAAAGACAUUAUCUCACUUCUACUCUGCAGGCACAAUCUCGUCCCAUUAUCUUCAUUGGCCACUCUCUGGGUGGUAUCCUAAUUAUCCAGGCGUCUUCUUCUUUGGUACUCCACAUCAAGGUUUACGAACAGAGGAACUAGAAGAAAUGGCAAACGACUUGAUCUCAGAUCCAGACGAUACAAUCGACCUGUUGCGAAAACUGCGUGCUGGUUCCGAGUUUUUGGAAUCGCAAUCAGACGAUAUUGCAGAUAUUCUCGACAAAAUGAAGUCCUCCCAAACUGGGCGAUAUGAAAGAUCUGGAGAAGAAGUUCAAUCUGUCGCUUCAUCUGCAGCUUUUAUGCACUUGCGACAUGAGGUUCGAAUUCCAGUUCAGGCGAACCACACUGAUAUCGUCAAAUUUCUAUCAAAUUCGGACUCGACCUAUAUUUCUUUGGUUACACACCUCAGAGAUUGCGUUCAGUCGAUCAAUGUUACACAUAAUGAAGAGAUGCGACCGAAAAAAGGCGAGACCGGUGACAUGGAAGACCUCGCAUUCAAACUCCAAACCUUUGGUCAACUAGAAGAGGCCGGGAACACUCAGCGACAGGCCUUGGAAGUUCGAACUUCAAUCCCCAGACCAAAGCAUCGCGAUACGGCCAAUGCAAUGCACACCCUCGGGUUGACACUCUAUCAUCGCUGCCAAGUAGAAGAAGCCGAGAAGCUUCACCGACAGGUCGUGGAACUGCGAACUUCGAUCCUAGGACCAAAGCAUCCUGAAACGGUCGAUGCAAUGUACAACCUCGGGUUGACACUCUAUGGUCGUGGUCAAUUAGAAGAGACUGAGAAGAUCCAGCGACAGGUCUUGGAAGUCCGAACUUCAAUCCUCGGGCUACAAGAUCCCGAUACGAUGCGGGCAAUGCACAAUCUUGGGUUGACGCUCUAUCAUC
Messenger RNA from Acaulospora colombiana, 1525 nucleotides. The record is from the annotation of a GenBank genome assembly. Lineage: Eukaryota; Fungi; Glomeromycota; Glomeromycetes; Diversisporales; Acaulosporaceae.